Molecule: messenger RNA, 1740 nt
Organism: Psilocybe cubensis
Lineage: Eukaryota; Fungi; Basidiomycota; Agaricomycetes; Agaricales; Agrocybaceae
Exons: 2
Coding region: 1-1740 (579 amino acids)
Source: RefSeq, a predicted model, not a curated record
AUGAGAUUUUUCAAGUCUUUCAAUCUCCUCCAUCGCCGGACUAAAUCAGCUACUUUUGUGCCAGGUCUCUCAGCACCAAGUCUGGACUUCCCAGCAACUACAAAUAUCAGAAGCUCAUCGUUCACCAUAGGGGACUGUCACCGUAGUACUGCUCCGUUAUCGCUCUUUGACUUGGUCACCUCUAAUCCACCACCGAUCCCCGUCAACUUCAAUCACCUAUAUGACACGCCGUCGGAUCGCGUGCUAGGCAUCUGGCGCUCUCGUCGAAACAGCGACAAAAGCUCAUUAGCCAAUAUCCAAUCUUCAGUAAACAAGGAACUUGCACGACUUUCUGAAGCUGUCAAUUUUUGGAUCUCGGAAUAUGGAAAACUCCAGAUUUUGUUAAGGGACUGCCACGAGGAAUUGGUAGCUGAAAGACUGAAAUCCGCUAAACUUGAGCGAAUUAUUGAAGAAUUAAGGCACGAAAAAGCGAGCUUUGGUGUAUCUUUGGAUCUGAGUGCAGAUCAAUCUGGCGACACAAGUUUCACUAGAUUUUCUGGAGAUACGAGUACACUGCAGUCGCAAAAGAGCCAGGUCCUUUUGUACCCAAGAACAGGGUUACCAAGCACGUCUUCCGCCAGUGGUUCGGAUUCCUUAGGAGAGUCAAAGAAACCAAGGACCCUGGACGAAUAUUCUUCUGCUCUUAGAAUGACACUCGCGGCUCGGAAAGAGCUCCGAGACCAAAAGAAAAUCAGCAAGUUUUGGAAGAGAUUGGCUGUUGCCAUUGAGGAGCACCAGGACACGAUUACACCUUCUGUUUCAACAAUCUCGUCAAUUCGUGAGGUUAUACCUGCAGAUCGACAGGCCGCCGUUCAAGCCUUGAUGUCGCGCAGGGCCUUGUCUGCGAAACUUGCCGUGGAAAAUACUUCCAGGACCAUUGAUAGUGCUGGAUUGAAAUUACUAACCGACCGACAAACACCCACGGGGGCUGCCUAUACUCUUGAUACAUCUGCUUCUAAAGAGUCAGUAUUCUCCCGGCUUGAACCUUUGGCAAGCGAGUCAAUGAAGCAGGAGAUCAGUGUUCUUUUCGGUUCUGGUAGUGUUUCGAGGAGUUUGGCGUCGUCCAGCUCUCGGCGAAAUAGUUCGUUGGAAGCCUCUGGAUCUAUAAGUUAUACUGCAGGAUUGUCUCGACAUGCAAGCCAUAGUCUCAGCAUAGAAUCGUUUCAAGACAUUAGCAUGAUAUUCCAGAGAGCGUUUGGUGUGGAUACCAGUAGCUCCAAGUGUGAAUCGGCGGGUCAAUCUACCAAGGCUAGUGACUCAGCUUCAGCGGAUAUCCGCUUACCAGUUUCAAUGUCAAACAAGAAACUCAUAGCAUCGGCUUCGUCCACAUGUCUCCCUAUACCACCCCUCGUCUCAACUAAUUCCCAGGUUUGGGUGAACGUAGAUUCAACCAAUAUAAAGACGAACACAAGGCCACUAGGUGACUCUCGCCGAAAAAAUGACGCACCUCCUCAUUCAAUCAAGACUGCCAGCAAGGAAUGUACAUCGCGACGGUCAUGGCAUAGGUACAUGGCCAAGUCCUCUCCACAGAAAAGAAGAAGUGUAGAAGAUCAGCCACCAAGUUCUAGGGAAACAGGCGCGCUACAAGCAGCUGAAGGGAAGGAAAAUAGCGGAUUUUCAAUGUCGAUUCCUGCAUUCAAAAGGAGUUCUCGAUUACCAGUCCCAAGUCGGGCGUUAAAUGAGCGAAAUCCUUGUGUGUAG